Molecule: messenger RNA, 1075 nt
Organism: Mauremys reevesii (Reeves's turtle)
Lineage: Eukaryota; Metazoa; Chordata; Testudines; Geoemydidae
Gene: BDH2
Product: 3-hydroxybutyrate dehydrogenase 2
Exons: 11
Coding region: 198-935 (245 amino acids)
Biological process (GO): siderophore biosynthetic process
Cellular component (GO): cytoplasm
Molecular function (GO): 3-hydroxybutyrate dehydrogenase activity
Source: RefSeq, a predicted model, not a curated record
ACUACAGCACCCAGCGUGCACUCUGAAACGCUGUACUUUUCUCUCCGGCACAAGGGUCGGUAAGCCCUGGGAGCUGGCUGUGGAGAUCCUGAGCUUCCUACAGAAGUGCUGAAAAGUCUGCAUUUCAGGAUAGUAUCAAAUUAAUCUGAAGUCCAGGCGUGCAGACUCACUUCAUCUUGCUUCUCAAAAGGGGCAGCAUGGGUCGGCUUGAUGGGAAGGUAAUAUUGCUGUCUGCAGCCGCACAAGGGAUUGGACGAGCAGCUGCUAUAGCUUUUGCAAAAGAGGGAGCAAAGGUCAUUGCUACAGACAUCAGUGAGUCCAAGCUGCAAGAACUGGAGGAGUAUUCAGGCAUUCAAACACGGUUGCUGGAUGUCACCAGCAGAGAACAAAUAGAAAAUCUGGCCAAGGAGAUUGAAAGGAUUGAUGUCCUCUGUAAUGUUGCAGGUUUUGUCCAUCACGGAACCAUUCUGGAGUGUGAGGAGACAGACUGGAACUUCACAAUGAACCUCAACGUUCGCAGCAUGUAUCUAAUGAUCAAGACAUUCCUUCCAAAGAUGCUUGCACAGAAAUCUGGAAACAUUAUCAACAUGUCUUCUGUGGCAUCCAGCAUUAAAGGAGUUGUAAACCGAUGUGUUUAUAGCACUUCAAAGGCAGCAAUUAUUGGUCUAACCAAGUCUGUAGCUGCUGAUUUCAUUGGACAAGGCAUCAGAUGCAACUGCAUAUGUCCAGGAACUGUUGACACUCCAUCUCUACAUGAGAGGAUCCAAGCCAGGCCCAACCCAGAACAGGCCCUGAAAGACUUUCUGGCUAGACAGAAGACUGGUAGGAUAGCUACUGCUGAAGAAGUGGCCCACCUCUUUGUAUACCUGGCCUCUGACGAAUCUGCCUACAUGACUGGCAAUGAGCUUAUCAUUGAUGGAGGCUGGAGCUUGUGACUUACGAAACUUUCAGCGGAAGUUUUCAAUGGAAAUUCAUAGUAUGAAAGGCAAAUAAUGAAGAGAUUAUCACAUUUCUCUAUUAAUAUAGUUUGCACUAUUUUAAUGACUAAAAUGAUUGACCUUCAAAUAAAAGUCAG